UGGAAUGGAUUAGUUGAAAACUCAACCUCAGCAUAGAAACAGACCCCCUUUGGUAUCGAAACCGGCAAGAAAGUGCCCCUCCAGCACUGCUAGAGAUUCAAAGAAAAGUGUUUAUUAAAAAAGGAUACAACUAAAAGAUAGCGCCGUUUUGUCGCGUGGCAUUUGAAGAUAUUUUCCACCGUGUGUUGAAUUAGUUCUCCAUCAUCCUGGCGCAAUACGAGAACCUUGGACCAAUCAUGCUGGACAUGCUUGCGUGCUGCCGAGUGUUGCCGAUCGUUCCUAGGUGAAAAGUGUGAACCAAGUGUUACUUCCGCCACGAGGACUCAAAGACUGGGUGUAGUGCUUCCGAGUGCCAAAGACAAUUAACCAUUAUAGGCUUGGGGAAAAAAGACCUUCAAAGUUAAGUGCGCGAACAACAGCUUGGCCAAUUAGCUGAAAAAAAAACAAAAACUUUAGAAAACAAACUUUCAUAGUUAAACAACCUCAGUUUUCAAAAUUUAGUUUUUUUCACCGGUGGAUUCGUCGAAGAACAAACAGCUAGCGUUGGUGACUAUGAAAGAUUUGCAAGAACUAGCGGCUUACCAAUUCAAACACCGAAGCGUGACCGGAAAUAAACGAACCACAUGGAACGUGCCGAUAUCUGAGUUCGCCAAGCUCACCCACAACCCGAUCCGUGCCAUCGUUGAAGGAUUGAACAUCGCGCCUAAUCCGGCCAAGCCUUUCAUUGCCCUUUCGAUUGGUGAUCCAACAACCUUCGGAAAUCUACAACCCCCGGAGGAAAUCAAGAACGCCGUCCGGGAAGCGGUCGAUAAGAAUAGCAACGGGUACGGUCCUGCCGCUGGUUUCCUGGAUGCUCGCCAAGCCGUCGCCGAAUAUGUUGCGCAUCAAGGCGAUGUCAGCGCCAACGAUGUCAUCCUGUGCAGUGGGUGCAGCAGUGCCCUGGAUCUGUGCCUAUCUGCUCUGGCCGGUCGUGGACAGAACAUCCUGAUUCCGAGACCCGGUUUCUCCAUUUACCGUACGCUAACGCAAGGCUUCGGGGUCGAAUGUCGGUACUACAACUUGCUUCCGGAUAAAAACUGGGAGGUCGAUUUGGACCAACUGGAAUCGUUGAUCGAUUCCAAUACGGCUGCUCUGGUGCUGACCAAUCCGAGCAAUCCCUGUGGCAGUGUGUUCAGCAAAAGCCACCUGAAGGCAAUCAUCGAGAUUGCCGAAAGGCACUAUUUACCCAUCGUUGCUGAUGAAAUCUACGAACAUUUCGUUUUCCCCGGCCAACCGUACUAUUCCGUUAGUUCUCUUUCAACGUCGGUACCGGUGCUAUCAUGCGGUGGACUAACUAAGCGAUUCCUGGUUCCUGGUUGGCGCCUUGGCUGGAUUAUAAUUCAUGAUCGUCAAAACAUCCUCAAGGAUGUUCGCAAGGGUCUAGCAAAUCUGUCGGCCAGGAUCAUGGGCUCCAAUACGCUUGUCCAGAGCGCUCUACCAGAAAUUUUGAGCAAAACUCCACAAUCCUUUUAUGAAGGGUUAGUCGAAACUCUUCAGCGCCAUGCCGAAGUCGCAUACAAAUCGAUCAAACAGAUCCGAGGUCUCCGUCCGGUGAUGCCCAGUGGAGCGAUGUACAUGAUGAUCGGUAUCGACAUCAUGCGCUUCCCGGGAUUCGCCAGCGAUCUGGACUUUGUCGAAGCUCUCGUUCGGGAGCAGAGCGUUUUCUGCCUGCCUGGACAGUGUUUCGAGUAUUCCAACUACUUCCGCAUUGUGCUGACCGUGCCGGAGGAUAUGAUAGCCGAGGCAUGCAAACGUCUGGAGGAGUUUGUCGAGAAACACUACCAGAUGGACGAAAACAUUAUCGCGAAACCAAACAACGCAACAGCACGACGUUUGUGUUGAUUGAAGUUUUGUUUUUCGAGACUUUUUUUCCUUUAUGAAUUUUUAGAAGGCAGCACCUUGCUGAUAGAGUUUAGUGUUCAUCGGUGUUUGGGAUAAACUUAGUGAUUUUUCAACAUAUUUGCCAUAUUUUAGCUCAGGCAGUUUUUUUUUAUAUACAUCUUUUUAUACUCAAAUGUUCUUUAUUUUAUGUAUUUUUGCUUAGCGAAAUAAACCAUUCAUAUUUGUUUUUGAUAAAA
Messenger RNA from Uranotaenia lowii, 2117 nucleotides. It is a transcript of the gene Tat, whose product is annotated as tyrosine aminotransferase. Bases 553 to 1881 code for a protein of 442 amino acids. The record is from RefSeq and is a predicted model, not a curated record. NCBI's taxonomy places the organism in Eukaryota, Metazoa, Arthropoda, Insecta, Diptera, Culicidae. Gene Ontology annotation, biological process: biosynthetic process; aromatic amino acid metabolic process. Gene Ontology annotation, molecular function: pyridoxal phosphate binding; L-tyrosine:2-oxoglutarate transaminase activity. The transcript has 3 exons.